Sabethes cyaneus is the source of this 315-nucleotide messenger RNA. RefSeq lists its product as uncharacterized. The record is from RefSeq and is a predicted model, not a curated record. The transcript has 2 exons. Bases 1 to 315 code for a protein of 104 amino acids. Lineage: Eukaryota; Metazoa; Arthropoda; Insecta; Diptera; Culicidae.
AUGAAUUUCAUCAAUCAAAGAAGUAAUCAUUCGGAUGAAAAUAACAAAUAUGACACAUCCGUUCGCAGUCAAUUUCACACAAUUAAUCAUCAGAUCAUGAGCUACAUGAGCGAAUUGUGCACAAUCUUACCUCAUAGCAAAAGCCAUCACACAAACUACAUUGAAAUGCGGACUUCAUUGAUGAUUAUCAUACUUUGUACGUCCGACAGUAUUCGAAUCAGUUGCGGAGGUUUUUUCCAAAUGUCGUCCAGGGUAUUUCUACGAGUGAUCAAUGUGCUAUACACAGUCACCACUUUUUUGUGGCAAAUGAAAUAA